CAAGCACCCUGUGAGAAUUGCCAUAGUGCGUUUUCCAUUCGUUUCAUUGGUAGUGCAGUUCAUGUGUAUUUACGCUGGACAGAGGUUUUUUAAAAACCCAACGGAAAAACGCCACGUCUGGCCUUGCCAUUAAGAUAUGUAGAUCCAAAUAAUGGAAUCAGGUCCCACACCUGUACUACAAAUUGCCCUAUAGAGAAGCAGCUUGUUUUGGUAAAGCAUGUAAAAAGGAAAAUAUGAUAUGACCCACUAAUAAAGUUCCUUAAUGAUGAAAGCAUGGGUCUAUUUUAUACCUUGACACUAAUGAUGCAGGUACUCCAACAGAAAAAUGAUUUCAGACUUGUCCUUAGUGUUGCAAUAUAUACAAUGUGGAUCCCCGUUAUUUGCCAUCAAACCUCCUGUAUAACGAAGUAAAACUAAAUAUAGCAGAACCCCAAUUUUAAAUUUUUCAGGGGACCAGAAAUUAUGUAAAAUAUGGGAAAAUGUAAAAUAAGGGAAAUGUAACUUAUUCUUAGAGUACUCAAGGAGUUGAGCACAAAAGUCAGUUUUACUUUGAAAUUCAAUAUUUACUGUGUUAAUUACAAGGUUUAAGCAUUGCAGCAUUAUGUUAGAUUAAGGGGAGUAUUUGCAAGGCCUCUCUGACAGUCACAUGUACAACCAACGCAAUAAGUGAUUUGUGCAGGACUGUAUGGGGUGCACACUAAUUAGAAUUUACAUAUGAUACAAUAUGCAUCUAGUUAGUAUUUUAAACCUCUGAUUUCAUUAAUAAUAACAUUCAUAGAGGAUAAACCACUUUUUGGGUACAUUAGGACAACAGUUUAUGUAAAAUCAGGGAAAAUCACUCAUUUAAGUGCAUUGCAAAUUGGUGGGAAAACAAUUAAAAUGUAAAAUGCGGGAAAACUUAAAAUCAUGAUGUAAAAUUGAGGUUUCACUGUAUUCUACUACAGAUUCCAUCUUUUCUUAGUAUUUAGCAACCAAAAGGUGGCUAAUUGUAUUCGGCAUUCUAGGAUAUAAAUAUCCACAAAUAGAUGUGUUUCUGGAAUCAAGUAGUUCAAAGAGGAGGUUUGUUUAGCCAAAACAGAGGUUUUAUCAACUUUAGAACCAAACAGUAUGACAGCAGUUGUUUGUCCUUGGUUCUUGCCCAAGGGAGAGAACACAGGAAACCAUUCAGCAGGCCCAUUAGCUGCUAAAACAACAGAAUCUUUUGAUUCUUUAGUCAUGACAAACUAACAAUGGGCAGAAGAAGAAAAAUUUCUAGAUGUAAAAAAUCCACAGUUUUUAAACACCGCUCUUAUGGUUAGGGCAAAAUUGACCUGAAACCAAUCAAAAUAAUACAAUGUGUACCCACAAGUGUUAUAAAUUGGGUAUUCACUAUUCCACAACAGGGUAGUUAGACAUUAAAAUCAAUUCCAUUACCCCACAAUGGAAUAUAUACAAAUUCAAAGCAAAUGCACUUAAAAAGACAUGUGGAUUCAUAUCCUAAGAAUGCCUUAAAUGCCAAAUGCAGAAGUUACAGUGACAGAAUACAGUAUCUGAGACAUAAGCCUCUAUAUAAAUGUACUCACCUCCAGCAGUUAUUAAAGGUUUGUGUCUGCUAGCUAUAAAAUGUCCAAAUCAAAUAAAACAAAACAUGGAUUAUAUACAGAUAUAUAUAUGUGUAUUGCUCUUCUAUUCCCCUGGCAGGAUAUAUUGAACGUGUGCAACUAUGGAUGAAUCUGAAAGGAGCACCAGACUUUUGUUUCAAGCUGCACGUACAAAUGACUCCUUAGCUAUGGAGAGACUACUGAAAAGUAAACAUGUUGAUCCUUUUGCUAGAGGAAAUCUGGGAGAAACAAUCCUUCAUACUGCCAUACUCGACAGAAAGAGAGAACUCGCCAAAGUAAUAUUAGAACAUGUACCGACCUUAGUUAAUGAUGCCAUGACCUCAGACAUGUAUAAAGGUGAAACUGCUCUUCAUAUAGCUAUCCUGAAACAAGAUAUAGAAUGUGUUAAACUGUUACUAAAGUAUGGUGCAGAUGUUAUCAACGCCAGAGCCUCCGGAACCUGCUUUGUACCUGGAAAUAACAGCCUGUGCUACUUUGGGGAAUAUCCAUUAUCAUUUGCAGCAUGUACAGGAAAUAAGGAAAUUACAAAACUUUUUCUGGUGGAUCACAAAGCACCUCUGAAUGCCCAGGAUUCUUUAGGUAAUACAGUGCUCCAUAUCCUGGUUCUGCAGCCAAAUAAAGAACUGGCCUGUCUUAUGUAUGCCAUGAUCUUAUCACUUGUGCCGCCCAAGGAUUCUCACGGUGUAGAACACCUACAAAAUAAUGAUGGCUUCACUACAUUAAAGUUGGCAGCCAAUGAGGGAGACAUCGAAAUGUUCAACUAUCUUAUUAAGAAGCAAAAGGCCAUAUACUGGACUAUUGGUACAGUUUCAUACAGCAUUUAUGACCUAACUGAUAUUGACACGUGGAAUACCGAAAGAUCUGUGCUAAAUAUUAUUACAUCCAGUAAAAACUCUAAGGUUUUUAAACUCAUCGAUGUAACACCAAUCAAAGAAUUGCUGAAUCUGAAAUGGAAAUUGUUUGGACGUAAAAACUUUCUAUUAUGGAUGAUCAGCUAUCUGCUCUACAUGGUUCUGUUUACUACUGUGAGCAUGUUCAGACCUCUCAAUACUGUGACCGCUGGCCAGUUUAAGAACGUAUCCGUCAUAUCUCAUGUAUCUGUCAUUGAUUUAUACCAGACUAAGGAGGACUUCUUGAGACUGACGGGGGAGAUCAUUACAUUUUUGGGAGCUUUUAUAAUAUUUGUCAGUGAGAUCCAUCUGCUCAUUAAACUAGGCCCCAGAAUAUAUAUUGGGAAUGCAUCCACCGGAGGACCAUUUCCCUUGCUAAUGGUGGGAUAUUCCAUAUUCAUUUUUUCCGCUGCGAUUUUGAGAGUAUUAUGCCACGAGGGGGAAGCUAUUCCAAUUUCUCUUGCUUUGAUAAUUGGAUGGUGUAAUUCAAUCUAUUUUGCUAGAGGAUUUAAAAUGCUGGGCCAGUUUUCAAUAAUGAUUCAAAAGAUAAUAUUUGCAGACCUUUUCCCCUGGUUCUGCUUGGUGUUUAUUAUUAUUGUUGGCUUUAGCUCAGCCUUUUAUGUUAUGUGUCAGACAUUGGAACUUGACAGGAAUUCUCACUUAAAGGACUUCACUAUGACAAUUUAUUCCGCAAUUGAAAUGAUGAUGGGACUGACUGAUUUUCCUUUUCCAAUGGACAAAGCGCCUCCUUUGCUCUAUAUCACAUACACAGUGUACAUGGUGUUUGUUUACCUUCUCAUGGUAAACAUGCUUAUUGCAAUGAUGGAGGAUACAUACUGGCGAGUAGCCCAUGAGAGGGAGUUAUUGUGGAAAAUACAGAUUGCAGCUACCAUUCUUUGUCUUGAACGCUAUAUCCCAAGAUGCCUAAAAACACGGUCUGGUAUUUCUGGAAAGUCCUUGGGCCUCGAUGAUGACAAGUGGUACAUCGGGGUUGAAGAAAUUUCAAAAGAAAGUGCUGCUGAAAAAUCCAAAGCAGCAGUUAACCCGAUCCAACCCCACGUUUGUUGGGAUAUCACCAGAAAAAAUAUCUCAUGGAUCAUUAACAUGAACAAUUCUUUAGACGCAACUUCAUGAAACAAUUGUUCAAAUAACAGCACAGGAAAUGGAAACUAAAUCGAUGCUACUUUUUUUUUAUUUACAUUAAUACAUGAGAUUAGCAUUUUCCUUUUUAUACAUACUGUAUAAAUAUAUAUAAAUAUAACUUAAAAUCAAGAGACAGUGACUAUAUUGCUUGAGAUUGGAUUUUAUCAUGUCCAAAUUCUUUGGCAGUGGUGCCCUGUCAACAUACUGUAUGAGCUGUUUGCUGUGGAACAUUUAUUCAUCCCCUCAAGGCUACAUUACUGCAGUGCACUCAGUGUUUGGAUGCUCUUGUAACUCAUUUGCAGGCUGGAGUUGAUUUCCAAAAUGAGACUGCAGUUCACAGAGCAAGUGGAGGAUUGGGAGCUGCUUUAGGGAUGUAUGUGGAAUCUGCAUGAAAUGACAUAUCCACCCAUUUUUGCCCUACAUCCCUUUUUAUUAGACUGCUAUAAUCUGGAGUUAAAUUGUGUGUGCAUGUCAUGUGUUCAGUCUAAAUAAAAGCAGGGAUAUGAGGUAAAGAAAAAAAAAUGAAUAAGGUUUAACAUUUGAAAUUAAAACAUUUCAAUUUGUUUUUUUCUUCUGUUAUGCACUUUAUAAUCCCAUUUUGCAAAUAAAAAUAUAUUAAUGUAUAAGAAAUGCUACCCCCUAAUAAAAUAUGUGCAAUAGAACAAGUGCAGCACUUACUUGUAAAUCGGUUCCUGUAAUACAGCAUUUUUCAGAAACAUUUCUGGCUCUGCCAUGCCAGCCAGGUGCCCUAGGCAAACUGGCCGGUCGCGACACCGGCUGGUUGAGCCCAUGCGCAAACUCCUGCUCUUGUGUGCAAACUUCCGUUUGAGGCACGUGCGUGCACGAAAGCUCAAAUACACUGACAACUAAAGCAGACAGGUGGUGAGAGGGGACUGGAUAUGGGGUAGGCGACAGAGGAGGUACGUGCCUGGCGUUCCCCAGCUUUUGCGCCCUAUGCACAUGCCUAAUCUGCCUACCCUUAGUUCUGGCCUCACUCUGCUACUGCAGAGGGAACCAAUGUGCACAGCUGAGGAAGGAACUUUUACCUGAUGCACCAGUUCCCAUGCGCAGGACUAAGAGAAUGUUCAUGUUGUCUUUCAGGUAGUAAUGCUUAGUAUAAUGUAGGGAUGCACCAAAUCCACUAUUUUGG
Molecule: messenger RNA, 4784 nt
Organism: Xenopus laevis (African clawed frog)
Lineage: Eukaryota; Metazoa; Chordata; Amphibia; Anura; Pipidae
Product: transient receptor potential cation channel subfamily V member 6
Exons: 15
Coding region: 1703-3625 (640 amino acids)
Source: RefSeq, a predicted model, not a curated record